Molecule: messenger RNA, 3054 nt
Organism: Sparassis crispa
Lineage: Eukaryota; Fungi; Basidiomycota; Agaricomycetes; Polyporales; Sparassidaceae
Exons: 11
Coding region: 1-3054 (1017 amino acids)
Biological process (GO): mitotic G2 DNA damage checkpoint signaling; DNA replication initiation; mitotic DNA replication checkpoint signaling
Source: RefSeq, a predicted model, not a curated record
AUGAAUCUGAGACGUACUAAUAAAUCCGCCAAGGUUCCGAACGUCAAGCUUCGGCCAGCUGCUCCUGCGGCUAGACGUUCGAAGGACGUCACUCCUCCCCCGACAUGGGUUCAUGAACCUGGCUCAGAUGCGGAUAUAGACGCAAGUUUCGUGGAUUUGUGUCCCAGACCUUUCCGAGAAGUCGUUCUGUGUGCGACCGGAAUUAGCGACAAGACCUCAUUAUUUAAGCAGGCCAUCGAACUGGGAGCAACAUGUAUUCCCGAUCUCACAGACAAAGUUACCCACCUCCUUGCAGAGGAACCUGGCAGUGCCAAGUACAGGUGCGCGCUGGAGAACAAGAUAUCUAUCAUGCGGCCGUCCUGGAUCACUUCGUGUCAUGAAGUUUGGUUAAGAGGUGAUGAUUUUGACCUAGCAGAGAGCAUUGAGGAACACCGUCUUCCUCUUUUUGAAGGAGUGAUCCUCUCUCUAUCCGGUAUCGAGGAGGUCGACCGGCGUACGGAGAUUAACCGACUAUUGCGAGGGCAGGGGGGUGUUUACGUCAAGAACCUCGAGAGGCCUGUGAAGGUGACACACUUGCUAUGUUCGAGCAAGCAAGAGGAGGUUACCGAAAAGAUGCGGUAUGCCGAGAAAUUCAACCAGCGGGGGGAGGCGAACAUCCACUUGGUCUGGGAGGAGUGGUUCUGGGAUUCAUUAGAAUUCUGCGGCAGGUUUGACGAGCAGGCGUAUCAUGUGUCGAAGCCCCCUCCAAAACGGAGAUCACUACCUGAACCGGCAACGUCUCCUCCAGCUUCCUCAUCGCCAGCUCCCGAGGAGCGCCAAAAUCCAACAGACUCGGGCAAUCUGCUCGCUGACGACGGCGACGAGGAGAUUGCAUCCGUAAAGCGCGUGCCCGCUGUAAUGCUACAAAUAUGGGAAAGCCUCCUCAGGCCGCGCGGGUUCGAAAUCAUGGGGGACAAGCUCGUGCGCAGCCCAUCGAAGUCACAAACCGCACGAGAAAAGGUGGACCUCGGGCUGGACGACUGGAGACCCCCUUCCCGCCAAACGUCGCCCACACGGAGCAAGGCCGAGCACGUCUCUAGGAUUGCUUCGCAGAGGCCAGGCGCUCCCGGGGCUCCCGCGGUGCCCACGAGUGCGCUCUCAUCAUUCCGGCGCGCCAACUCGUUCGCCCCUGCGUCCCGGAGCAUGUCGGCACCACGCCAGCCGUUCCAGCGCGUAGCGACCUUGCCCGGAUGCUCGUCCUUCCUCGGACGUCGUACAGCGAGUGUCCAUGUGGGGGGAGAUGAUGCUGCUGCGCCAGUUGCUUCGACAUCGUCAGUUAAUGCUUCGAGCCCUCGCAAAGGCCAGAUGACAAGUGAUGGGGAGCCCAGCGCGUCGUCGUCAUCUUCUGGGUCGUCCAAUCUCUUCGCUGGGUUGAAGUUCAGAACGUUGGGCGAGGCUCGCUGCCAGAACGUUCGGACCGCUUUGGAAGAGGGAGGAGGCUCCCUCGUCUCGGACGAUGCGCCGGACGAGGAGGUAGACUAUAUCAUAGUACGACUGAUCAGUGGGAGCAGUCUGUAUCGGGCAGAAGGCGAUGAACGAGUGCGACAUAAGUACAGAACGGAGUGCUGGCUGGAGCGAUGUAUUUUCCAGGAACGCGUGUGCGAGCCGACGGAACAUGUCUCAUUUUCGCCUCUGAAGAUAAGGACCCCCAUUGAUGGUGCCGAGAACAUCAACCUCAGUUUCUCAGGGCUCGACCAGUCCGAGGCGUGCUGGGUGCGCAGACUAGCACGCGCGCUCGGUGUGAAUAUCGCCCUUAACUUCUCGCGCCGCUCGACACAUCUGCUGUGCCCGUCCCGGACGGGGGCGAAGGUGGAGAAGGCACGAGAAUGGGGUGUCCCGAUCGUCGACAUGUCGUGGGUAACAGACGUGGCGACCACCGGCGCCAUACCGCUCGUGGAUCGCACCCCAGCUGUUCCAGAACCAGAACCGGAAGCGGCGAUGGAGGUGGACCCGUCGCCCGCCGACCGGAAGGGCAAGGGCAGGGAGAUGGCGCCCGAGCGCCCGAUGGCGAACAUCACGAACGGUGCGCCGCCCAUCCCCUGCCGUAGUGAGGACCGCAUUUAUCACCGGGACGCAGAUGCAUCUGCGGAUAAUCAGGCGUGGGCGGAGCAGGAUCCCUUGGACGCCGACAUCGACACUGUGUUGCCGGAGGCGCCUUGUAUCCAGGAGGCGGGCGAUGGCAAAUCGUUUGGGCAGCCGAACGCGCUCCUCGGAGGAAAGGUGGAGCCUGGGCUCUCGAACGUCACACCGCCCCGCCCUCGCAGGCCGACUACGCAGCCUGUCAGCGAGCACGCGCCCUCACCCGGGCGCAUUCUGGUGGAGGCGACCCGCGACACCCUAGUUACAAUGGUGGAGCAGCCGGAGGCGGCAGCAACACCCGUAAAAGCCGUGGACAGUGACCCGGACAGGAUGGAGUUGAUCCCGUCCUCCACCUCGCCGUCGCCGCUGAAGAUGCCGUCACCAUUAAAGAGGCCUGACCACGAGCUCACGGAGAGUGCGCCGACGUCGCCGCGGAAGCUCUCACGGACGUCGUCGAAGGGGCUGCAGGACAGCAUCUCGUCGCUGCUCGGCAAACGAUCGUCAGAGGAGGACGCGAGCAGUGGGAAGGCGCAGCCGCAGCGGGCAGGAAAACGUCCGCGGCCGCCCUCCCGCGCGAAGCCCCCGUCGCGCGCGGACCCAGUGCCAGUGCAGCCCGAAGUGUCUCAGGCGCCUGGGGGAAUGCAGGCGCGGGCAGCGUUCGGGCCGUACGCGUUGGGGGAGGAGGACGUGAGCCUGUUCGUAGACGGGGAGCCUGGGGCCGGGGUGAGCCUGCAGGUGACGUAUGAGGACGCGGGACAGCGGUCUGAGCGGAGCCGCUUGCUGCAGCUGCUGACGAGCGAGAAGCAGGAAGUCUGGGAGGUGGACGAGCGCGAGCGCGCCAGUGGUGUGGCUGCAGCUCCCAGUGCCGGGCGCGGUGGGAAGAAGGGGAAGACAAGGGGGGCGACGAGGCGGAGUGCGCGGGUUGCAGGGUUUUGA